CUCUUUAUCUUAAUCUGUCCUUCACGGUCACACUGAACAUGCCGGGACUGCUGCUCGGAGAUGCAUUUCCUGAUUUUGAGGCGGAGACCACCAAUGGCAAAAUUAAAUUCCACGAAUUUCUCGGUGAUUCAUGGGGAAUCCUGUUCUCCCACCCCAGAGACUACACCCCGGUGUGCACCACAGAGCUGGGUCGAAUUGCAAGACUGAGCAGCGAGUUCAGUAAACGCAACAUUAAAAUAAUCGCCCUGUCCAUCGACAGCCUGGAGGAUCACCACGGCUGGACCAAGGAUAUCCUGGCAUACAACUGUGAGGAGUCUGCUUGCUGCUCGCUGCCCUUUUCCAUUAUAGCGGACAGUAAACGCGAGCUGGCAGUGGCCCUGGGCAUGUUGGACCCAGAUGAGAAGGACAAAGAUGGCCUGCCGCUUACUGCCCGCUGUGUGUUUAUUAUUGGCCCUGACAAAAGACUGAAACUGUCACUUCUCUACCCGGCCACCACCGGACGCAACUUUGAUGAGAUCUUGCGAGCGGUGGACUCACUCCAGAUCACAGCAGGAAAGCGAGUGGCAACACCUGCCGACUGGAGGCCUGGAGACUGUGUGAUGGUCCCUCCCAACAUGUCUGAGGAGGAGGCUGCCUCUUUGUUCCCAGCUGGCGUCUACACCAAAGACCUGCCCUCUGGCAAGAAGUACCUGCGCUACACACCCCAGCAAUAAGCACGGGUAGAGACAGUACUGAUAUUCAACACUCACUUAUGUCACACUUAAUAAAGCAGCUGGCAAUCAUGGACCUUCAGGA
Messenger RNA from Sander lucioperca (pikeperch), 795 nucleotides. Its product is annotated as peroxiredoxin-6-like. Gene Ontology annotation, molecular function: peroxiredoxin activity. Bases 39 to 713 code for a protein of 224 amino acids. NCBI's taxonomy places the organism in Eukaryota, Metazoa, Chordata, Actinopteri, Perciformes, Percidae. The transcript is spliced from 5 exons. The record is from RefSeq and is a predicted model, not a curated record. Gene Ontology annotation, biological process: cellular oxidant detoxification; cell redox homeostasis. Gene Ontology annotation, cellular component: cytosol; mitochondrion.